ACGGGCGGGGGGUGGUGAAGCCCUGCUGCCGCCGAGGCUUCCGUCUCGCUCCCUUGCUCUCUCUCCUGCUCGCUCGCUCGCGCAGCGGCGGCAGCAGCAGAGGUCGCGCACAGAUGCGGGUUAGACUGGCGGGGGGAGGAGGCGGAGGAGGGAAGGAAGCUGCAUGCAUGAGACCCACAGACUCUUGCAAGCUGGAUGCCCUCUGUGGAUGAAAGAUGUAUCAUGGAAUGAACCCGAGCAAUGGAGAUGGAUUUCUAGAGCAGCAGCUUCAGCAACAGCAGCCUCAGUCCCCCCAGAGACUCUUGGCCGUGAUCCUGUGGUUUCAACUGGCGCUGUGCUUUGGCCCUGCACAGCUAACGGGUGGGUUCGAUGACCUUAACGUGUGCGCUGACCCAGGCGUCCCAGAGAAUGGCUUCAGGACCCCCAGCGGAGGAGUUUUUUUCGAAAGCUCUGUAACCCGAUUUCACUGCCAGGACGGAUUCAAACUGAAGGGCUCCACAAAGAGACUGUGUAUGAAACAUCUUAACGGGACCCUGGGCUGGAUCCCAAGCGACAGACCCGUCUGCAUACAAGAAGACUGCCGCAUUCCCCAAAUUGAAGAUGCUGAGAUUCAUAACAAGACAUAUAGACACGGAGAUAAGUUAAUCAUCACCUGUCAUGAGGGAUUCAAGAUCCGGUACCCUGACCUGUACAACAUGGUUUCGUUAUGCCGUGAUGAUGGGACGUGGGAUAACCUGCCCAUCUGUCAAGGCUGCCUGAGGCCUCUAGCCUCUUCCAACGGCUAUGUGAACAUCUCCGAGUUCCAGACCUCCUUCCCCGUGGGAACUGUGAUCGCCUAUCGCUGCUUCCCUGGAUUUAAGCUUGAGGGUUCUGAGAACCUCGAGUGCUUGCACAACCUUAUCUGGUCAUCCAGCCCACCCCGGUGCCUUGCUCUGGAAGUUUGUCCGCUACCUCCUAUGGUGAGUCACGGAGAUUUCAUCUGCCACCCGAGGCCUUGCGAGCGCUACAACCAUGGAACUGUGGUGGAGUUCUACUGUGACCCCGGCUACGGCCUCACCAGUGACUAUAAGUACAUCACCUGCCAGUAUGGAGAGUGGUUCCCUUCCUACCAAGUCUACUGCAUCAAAUCAGAGCAAACGUGGCCUAGCACCCAUGAGACCCUCCUGACCACGUGGAAGAUUGUGGCAUUCACGGCCACCAGCGUGCUGCUGGUGUUACUGCUCGUCAUCCUGGCCAGAAUGUUCCAGACCAAGUUCAAGGCCCACUUCCCCACCAGGGGUCCUCCCAGGAGUUCCAGCAGUGACCCCGACUUUGUGGUGGUGGACGGAGUGCCCGUCAUGCUCCCGACCUACGACGAGGCUGUGAAUGGGGGCUCGAGUGCCUUAGGCCCCGGGUACCUGGCCUCCGUGGGCCAGGGCUGUCCCUUACCUGUGGAUGAUCAGAGCCCUCCGGCAUAUCCUGGCUCCGGGGACAUGGACACAGGCCCUGGGGAGUCAGAAACCUGUGACAGCACCUUGGGCUCCUCUGAGCUGCUCCAGAGUCUAUAUUCAGCCCCCAUGUGCCAAGCGGGCAGCCGCCCUGCCCCAGACACCCCUGACACAAUUUCCAGUACAGCAGGGGAGGCAGCAUCCACAAGCCCUGGCAUCGACAUUGCAGACGAGAUCCCGCUCAUGGAAGAGGACCCUUAGCCUGGUGAUGUCCUGCUAAUUCCACUGUCCCUUUUGGGGACAAGAGCCUUGAACCUUGGAGUGAGGCCACAGGAGGACAGAGCUUGGGGGAGAAGGGGGCAUUUUCUAAUCUAUCUACAUGGGGACAGCAACUCACAGCGCACAUCUCCAGCAGGACUAUGGGUCUGACCGACAGCAGUAGCAGUGCUUUUAAAUGAGACACAAGGGUUUGUCACGACCUGCAGGGAACAAAGAGCAGAGGGGACUCUCUGCAUCACCCCAUGACAGCACUGAGUGCCUCUUGCUACAGAGCAUGAGACAGUGCCACACACAUCCUGGCGAAUCACGUAUCCCGUUGCUUCUGUUAACAGCACCCCCUGCCCCUCCAAAAAGCAUGUCACAUUGUGUAAAUUCGCUUUUUAAAUCUGCCUUGAGCUGUCUGGGACUCUACAAUUGGACAGGUCAGCCUCUGUAGAAAUCCCGUGUUGACUUGCCCACCCAAGAGCGGAUUCUUCUCUUUGCCCUUAUUAGUAAGGGACAGGCUCCCAAGGAAAGGCUCUUGUGUAACACGUGGACCAUCUCCUACACCUGGACAAUGGAUCUAAGCAGGAGGUGGCA
Molecule: messenger RNA, 2285 nt
Organism: Acomys russatus (golden spiny mouse)
Lineage: Eukaryota; Metazoa; Chordata; Mammalia; Rodentia; Muridae
Gene: Susd4
Product: sushi domain containing 4
Exons: 9
Coding region: 216-1688 (490 amino acids)
Biological process (GO): negative regulation of complement activation, classical pathway; negative regulation of complement activation, alternative pathway
Source: RefSeq, a predicted model, not a curated record